Microcebus murinus (gray mouse lemur) is the source of this 4239-nucleotide messenger RNA. NCBI's taxonomy places the organism in Eukaryota, Metazoa, Chordata, Mammalia, Primates, Cheirogaleidae. The record is from RefSeq and is a predicted model, not a curated record.
GAGGCCUGUCUGCCUUGCUGCGCAUGGUGUCAGGAGCAACCCUCCCCCACCACUUCGGGGGGCUUUGGGGACCCGAGGCUGCCUGAGUGGGGGCGGGUCACGGUCAGCAGUGAUGAAAAGCCAGGAGGAGGCCGGCAGCCCGAGAUGGGGCCCAGAGUGGGUGGGCAGAGGCAGCCGGAAGGCCUUACACAUCUGGCUCGGCAAGAUGUCGGUGAGGGAGGGCGCCCAGCGCAAGUGGGCGGCGCUGAAGGAGAAGCUGGGGCCGCAGGACUCGGACCCCACGGAGGCCAACCUGGAGAGCGCCGACCCCGAGCUGUGCAUCCGGCUGCUGCAGAUGCCCUCCGUGGUCAACUACUCCGGCCUGCGCAAGCGGCUGGAGAGCAGCGACGGCGGCUGGAUGGUGCAGUUCCUGGAGCAGAGCGGCCUGGACCUGCUGCUGGAGGCGCUGGCGCGGCUGUCGGGCCGCGGGGUGGCGCGCAUCGCGGACGCCCUGCUGCAGCUCACCUGCAUAAGCUGCGUGCGCGCCGUCAUGAACUCGCCGCGGGGCAUCGAGUACAUCCUCAGCAACCCCGCCUACGCGCGCCAGCUCUCUCUCGCCCUGGACACGUCCAACGUGAUGGUGAAGAAGCAGGUGUUCGAGCUGCUGGCCGCCCUGUGCAUCUACUCUCCCGAGGGCCACGCCCUCACCCUGGACGCCCUCGACCACUACAAGACCGUGUGCAGCCAGCAGUACCGCUUUAGCGUCAUCAUGAGCGAGCUCUCCGACAGCGACAACGUGCCUUACGUCGUCACCCUGCUCAGCGUGAUCAACGCCGUCAUCCUGGGCCCCGAGGACCUGCGCACGCGCACCCAGCUGCGGAGCGAGUUUGUCGGGCUGCAGCUGCUGGACAUCCUGACCCGGCUGCGAGACCUGGAGGACGCCGACCUGCUGAUCCAGCUAGAGGCCUUCGAGGAGGCCAAGGCCGAGGACGAAGAGGAGCUGCUGCACGUGUGCGGCGGGGUCAACAUGAACAGCCACCAGGAGGUCUUCGCCUCCCUGUUCCACAAGGUGAGCUGCUCCCCGGCGUCCACCCAGCUGCUGUCCAUGCUGCAGGGCCUCCUGCACCUGGAACCCACCCACCGUUCCAGCCAGCUGCUCUGGGAGGCCUUGGAGAGCCUGGUGAACCGGGCCGUGCUCCUGGCCAGUGACGCCCAGGAAUGCACCCUGGAGGAGGUGGUCGAGCGGCUCCUGUCCGUCAAGGGGCGGCUCCGACCAAGCCCCCUGGACAAGGCCCACAAGAGCGUCCAGGCCGACCUAGGCCAGGGUCAGAGGGGCAGCUCCCCUGAAAACGGCACUGCCCCCGAGGCCAGCGUGGAAGGCCAGCAGCCCGCAGUGGCCCAGGCUUGGCAGCUGGUGGGCAGCAACCAGAGAGAGAGUGGCGGGGAAGCCCCACAGCCAAGAGCCCUGGAGCAGCGGACACCCGCCCCACCCCCACCGGCACCCCCCCUCCCCAGCUCUACCACGGGGGCCCCUCCCCCUUCCCUUCCACCCCUACCAGGCCUGGGGGCCACGUCCCCCCCAGCACCCCCUCCCCCACCCCCACAGUCAGGCCAGGGGGCCAUUCCCCCUCCAGCACCCCCUCCCCCACCCCCACUGCCAGGCCUGAGGGCCAUGGCCCCCCCAGCACCCCCUCCCCCACCUCCACCCCUGCCAGGCUCCUGUGGGCUCUUGCCCCCACUGCCUCCACCACUCCCGGGCAUGGGGUGCCCACCCCCACCCCCACUUCCUGGAGCAGGCUGGGGCCCCCCUCCACCUCCACCCCUGCCCGGCCUCCCUGGCCCUCCCGCAGUGGACAGCGUGGAGGAGGUCAUCGUGGCCCAGGUGGACCACAGCCUGGGCUCGGCCUGGGUGCCCAGCCACAGGCGGGUGAACCCGCCCACGCUGCGCAUGAAGAAGCUGAACUGGCAGAAGCUGCCGUCCAAGGUGGCUCGUGAGGGCAACUCCAUGUGGGCGGCGCUGGGCAGUCCGGACGCCGAGGCGGUGGAGCCCGACUUCUCCAGCAUCGAGCGGCUCUUCUCCUUCCCCGUGGCCAAGCCCAGGGAGCCGGCCGCUGCCGCCCCCGCCAGGAAGGAGCCCAAGGAGAUCACGUUCCUCGACGCCAAGAAGAGCCUGAAUCUCAACAUCUUCCUGAAGCAGUUUAAGUGCUCCAACGAGGAGGUCACCGGGAUGAUCCGGGCCGGGGACACCACCAAGUUCGACGUGGAGGUUCUCAAACAGCUCCUCAAGCUCCUUCCGGAGAAGCACGAGAUUGAGAACCUGCGGGCGUUCGGAGAGGACCGAGCCAGGCUGGCCAACGCCGACCAGUUCUACCUGCUGCUGCUGGGCAUCCCCUGCUACCAGCUGCGGGUCGAGUGCAUGCUGCUGUGCGAGGGUACAGCCGUCGUGCUGGACAUGGUGCGGCCCAAGGCCCAGCUGGUGCUCGCCGCCUGCGAGAGCCUGCUCACCAGCCACCAGCUGCCCGUCUUCUGCCAGCUCAUCCUGAGGAUCGGGAACUUCCUCAACUACGGCAGCCACACAGGCGACGCUGAUGGCUUCAAGAUCAGCACGUUGCUGAAACUCACGGAGACCAAGUCCCAGCAGAACCGCGUGACGCUGCUGCACCACGUGCUGGAGGAAGUGGAGAGGAGCCACCCAGACCUCCUGCAACUGCCCCAGGACCUGGACCAGCCCUCCCGAGCCGCGGGGAUCAACCUGGAAGUGAUCCGCUCAGAGGCCAGCUCCAACCUGAAGAAGCUUCUGGAGACAGAGCAUAAGGUGUCGGCCUCGGUGCCUGAGGUGCAGGAGCAGUACUCGGGGCGCCUCCAGGCCAGCAUCGAGGCCUCCCGGGCGCUGGACAAGCUCUUCGAGGACAUCGAGCAGAAGCGGCGGGAGCUGGCCGACUACCUGUGUGAGGACGCCCAGCAGCUGUCCCUGGAGGACACCUUCAGCACCAUGAAGACCUUCCGCGACCUCUUCAUCCGAGCCCUGAAGGAGAACAAGGAGCGGAAGGACCAGGCGGCCAGGGCAGAGCGCAGGAAGCAGCAGCUGGCCGAGGAGGAGGCGCGGAGGCCUCGGGGCGAGGACGGGAAGCCAGGCAGGAAGGGGCCCGGGAAGCAGGAGGAGGUGUGUGUCAUCGACGCCCUGCUGGCCGACAUCAGGAAGGGUUUCCAGCUUCGGAAGACGGCCCGGGGCCGCGCGGACGCCGACAAGGGCAGCAGGGCGGCCGUGGGGGACCCCCCAGGGGCCAUGGAGUCUGCGGCCAGCAGGGACCCUGCAGGAGACCCCAGGGGUGGCACCCGCCGCCCCACCUCUGGGCCAGGCCUUGAUGCUGCAGCCACCAAGGAGCCCCCAGGCUGGGACCUUGUGGACGCCGUGACCCCCGGCCCGCAGCCCGCCCAGGAGCCGGCAGAGGAGGGUGGUCCCGGGCGCCUGGAGAGGCGUUCUUCCUGGUACGUGGACGCCAGCGACUUCCUCACCCCGGAGGACGCCCAGUGUCCGCAGCCCUCGCAGGGGGCCUGGCCAGUGACUCUGGGCGACGCUCGGGCCCUGCAGCCCCUCAAGUUCUCCAGCGAAAAGCCCCCUGGGGCCCCAAGUUCCAGCCAGGACGCCGAGGGCCCCGCGUCCUCGGGGGACAUCCGCCGGGCCGAGGCCGACAGCACGAGCCAGGAGGAUGCAGCUGUCCUGGGCCGCAGCGCCGGCCUCCCGGCUGCAGGCCUCGGUGGGGACGCGGACGAGGAGGACCCGGCCCCGGAGUCCGCACUGGACACCUCCCUGGACAGGUCCUUCUCUGAGGACGCAGUGACUGACUCCUCGGGGUCUGGCACCCUCCCCAGGGCCCGCCGGGCCUCGAAGGGGCCGGGCCGGCGGAGGAAGAAGCGCGCGGCAAGGAGCCAGGAAGCAGAGGUUGCCCCCGAGUGUGAUGAUAGUAGUACAAAAAGGCUGUGUGCCAUCCAGUGAGGCCUCAGGCCCAAGCCCAAAGCCAAGUGACAGAGCCCGCAGUGGCCCGGGCGCAGCAGCGGCUGCCGGACGUGCUGCUGGGCAAGGCUUUCCCGGUGGCCGGGCUGGGACUGGGCCCUGCGAAACCACAACUCCGUGCCUUACCCGGCCAGGGCCCUCCCGGAGCCUUCCGGGGUGUUGUGGCCAGGACCCCGACAGGCACCGACGCCCGGCGCCCUCCUGACUGCCUGCACGCACCCAGCGUCCCGCCUGCUCCCCCAGUG